This is a messenger RNA of Dentiscutata heterogama, 327 nucleotides long. NCBI's taxonomy places the organism in Eukaryota, Fungi, Glomeromycota, Glomeromycetes, Diversisporales, Gigasporaceae. The record is from the annotation of a GenBank genome assembly.
CUUGGAUCUAAAGAAGACCUCAAUUUUACAGUUGAAUUAUCUAGUAAGAUAGAUAAUAUACUCGAAGAAGUCUUGGAUCUUUGCGACAAUGAAACAAGUUACAAAGUCAAAUAUGAAGAGCUCUAUAUAUUUUUUAUGAAAGAAAAUAGUGAUAGUGACAGAUCUGAUAAGAGCAACAUAUAUUAUAAAAGUGAUAGAUAUGAUAAAGGUGACAGAUAUGAUGAAGGCAACAGAUAUGAUGAAGGCGAUGGAUAUAAUGAAGGUGAUAGAUAUAAUAAAGAUAAUGGGAUAGAUAUAAAGAUAAUCAUGAACAAACUUCUACUAUAA